AUGGCUGCGGCGUUGCACGAGAGGCACUUCUUCGACAAGUUCAUCAAAAUGAACAUCCCGGAUGACUACCUGGACGCGUCGCGUUUCAGAGUAAUCCCAGACAACCAAGAAGUGUACGUACAUAAGUUUGAGGACAAAUGUUUGAUCAUAGAAAUUCUGUGCUUUCAAAAUGUGAAUAUACAAGAGAAGGGCAAUUUCUAUUUCUACGAUUUAGCCAAAGAAAAUGAUAGCGUAGAAAAUAUUAUCAUAACGAGUAACCAUUCAGUGUCCCAUUCGCAGGGAAAUUACAUUCUCCUAGUUGGCCGUCAGAAAAUUAAAAAAAAUAACUCUAGUACCUAUGAACCUAUUUUACUAUACCUCUGUAUUUUCCCCAUGGAGGAGCACAAUGCAGAUGUACUAAUAACUUGGAACGUGCCAAAGGGGAACAUGGAUGUUCACCCCGAGUUGGAGACUUUUAACGAAAUGGUGCAGUCCUUCAGAAUACUAGACUACAGUUUAUUCGUUUGA
Plasmodium coatneyi is the source of this 507-nucleotide messenger RNA. Its product is annotated as Mog1-like protein. The record is from RefSeq and is a predicted model, not a curated record. Gene Ontology annotation, molecular function: guanyl-nucleotide exchange factor activity; small GTPase binding. Gene Ontology annotation, biological process: protein import into nucleus. Bases 1 to 507 code for a protein of 168 amino acids. NCBI's taxonomy places the organism in Eukaryota, Apicomplexa, Aconoidasida, Haemosporida, Plasmodiidae. Gene Ontology annotation, cellular component: nucleus. The transcript has a single exon.